CCGACAUCGAUUCUCAGUUGCACCCAGACAGCCAUGCAAGAUGCAUCUAAUCAAUGGAAAGCGUUACCUGAAAGCAGCACGCGAAGGCAACGUGAAAGUGCUGAUGGAAGCCAAUCGAUGGGAAGUUAAUAUGGCCGAUGAAAAUGGCAUGAGCCCUCUCCUUUGGGCAGCUCACGAAGGACACACGGAAGCUGUACGGAUUCUGCUUAAACGCAAAAGCAAGAUUAGCAAGGUGGACAACUUUGGCAACUCGGCGCUUCAUCUAGCCGCGGCUCGGGGACACCUGGAGUGUGUGCAAUUGGUGAUUAGCAAGGGGGCCAAUCUGUACGGGCUGGACGGUGGUCAACGAACGGCAAGUGAUUUGGCAAGAAUUGGAGAGUGGGAUGAUGUGGUGGAAUUAUUGGAAUUGAGGAUGAAAGUGAUAGAAGAGAGAAAUCCAAAACUGGUGUUAAAAUUGCAAGCGUUGGCUAGUAAGCAGUUUUUGGAAAUUAAGGAGAAAAAAUCUGAAACUGGAAAUAAUAUUGUACUGAAAAGUGACGAAAGAUUUCAGGACGAAGAAAAGAUCCAUCAAGAUGAAUUCCGAAGUGUAACAAAUAGUCCCGAAGAUAAUCCUACUGAAGAAGAAUUGUAUCAGCAUAAUUCCAGUAUAUUAGGGUUACUUCAGCACAAAACUGGUGGCAUAACGUCAAGCACCAGUAAAAGUGCCGCUCGAUCUUAUUUGGUAUUUUCGGAGCUAGUCAAGGAACAAUCAAUCAACCAAACCAUUGUCAACCGUCUCGAAGCACGACCACAACGAAAAUCCAUCAAACAAGUCCAUCCCACAGCCGACGAUGGUGAUACUGACGACUCAGAGGAAGACCCCACCGCAGACUCAUCUGAAAGUUCCCUUCUAUCAUUUCUCAAAAUAUACGACCUCCAGCGGUAUCAUCAGCAGCUUGUGGAUAAAGAAAUUGAUUUGAACGGGUUGAAGCUGAUGACGGAGCAUGACAUAAAAGCACUGGGACUCCCACUUGGUCCUCAUCGGAAGCUGUGCGUUGCUUUGGAAGAGUACAAGUCUGCCCAAAAAUGGGACCAAGCGUAGCAGCAGAUCCGUUGAACCCUGUCGUCCCUCCUGUCAAUGACAAGGGACACGCGGAAAACUGCUCACACAAAUAUAAAAAAAUCCCGUCAUAGCCCGUUGCCAGCUUUCCUCAAACGUCAUAAAACCAUUUAUCUCUUUCGAACGCUUGGAAUCGGUGUCAGUGUCAUUUCACUCUCGUCUCAUACCGGAAUCAUGAUUAUAACGCACUUUCUUCACCGCACCGUCGAAGAGCGAGGCUACCCCUCAAGGAAGGAAAAACGAGGGCGGUGCAAGAUGAAGAUUGAAAAAGGCACCACGCAUAAACUGUGACCUCAAUGCGAUAGCUGAGCCCGCCUUACUGAGGCCGAUCCUCAGAAAGCUUCAUCAUUCUCAUCGAAACUCAACGCCAGAGCUCGAGUCCAACAAAGAUACAUUGGAUUACUCCAACUGUCGGAAUUUCGAGGAAAAAUCUACUGUGUCAUAGUCGCUCGGUGCUAUCACUCCUCCUGUGUGGUGCCCCGGUGCCUGAUAGUAGGGCUAUCGUGGGCGGGUAGAAUAUUGCCGAGAUAAGGCACUAGACGGAGCAAAACGAGCAGAUGUCAUGCCGAACAAAGAGACCUACACCUACUAUGAUGUCGGUCGUAUAUAAAUCCAGAAAGGAAGGAGUUUCAGAACAACGACGGAGCAACCAAGUUUCGUGCUCCAGUAACCACGAGACCGAAAUAAACCGGAUUCGUGCUCUCGGUACAAUAUGAUCCAUUGUAAUUUCUAUAUUUCGCUUCCAUAUUUAUGAGUUGGUGGGUUGGUACGUCGAAUGAAUGAUUUGUUCCAUAAAUUGAGUUGUCAAUAAAUUGAUGCUACGACAGA
Messenger RNA from Ochlerotatus camptorhynchus, 1927 nucleotides. RefSeq names its product ankyrin repeat and SAM domain-containing protein 4B-like. The transcript has a single exon. The record is from RefSeq and is a predicted model, not a curated record. NCBI's taxonomy places the organism in Eukaryota, Metazoa, Arthropoda, Insecta, Diptera, Culicidae. The coding region runs from base 41 to 1081 and encodes 346 amino acids. Gene Ontology annotation, molecular function: protein binding.